Molecule: messenger RNA, 4506 nt
Organism: Megalopta genalis
Lineage: Eukaryota; Metazoa; Arthropoda; Insecta; Hymenoptera; Halictidae
Gene: Tnpo-SR
Product: transportin 3
Biological process (GO): protein import into nucleus
Cellular component (GO): cytoplasm
Source: RefSeq, a predicted model, not a curated record
GUUGGAUGUGAGUCUAGUAAACGCGACCGUUCUGUUGUCAGUGAGAGAAUUGUAUGGAGAUUACAAAGAAAACGAAUAUUAUUUGAAGAAUGGAGUUGCCACCUGACCUGGAAACCGUCUACCAGGCCGUGUAUUCCUUAUACAAUUAUUCGGAUCUUUCGAAAACAUCCAAAUGGUUGGACGAAUUACAAAAAUCGGUUUUUGCUUGGAAAAUAGCGAACGAAAUGUUGCUGCAAAAACGAGACAUACAGUCUUGUUAUUUUGCUGCACAGACAAUGCGCACUAAAAUACAAUUGAGUUUUCAAGAGCUACCCCCAGAAGCUCACAUCGCUCUGAGAGAUUCUUUAAUGAAUCACAUAUCACAAACUAAUGAAAACACAAAUCCAGCCAUUGUUACACAGUUAUGUUUGGCAUUGGCUGAUCUUGCGCUGCAAAUGUCUUCAUGGCAAAAACCAGUUGUAGAUUUAAUCAAUAGAUUUGGAGGAUCAACUAAUAAUUUAUGGGCAUUACUGGAAGUAAUGACAGUAUUACCGGAAGAAGUAAAUUCAAGAUCUCUUAGACUAGGAGCCAAUCGCAGACAACAUGUAUUACAAGAGCUCAAUGCAAGUGCAGACACAGUAACUGAAUUUUUUAAAAUGUGUCUGAAGAACGGUGGACAAGGUAUACAUAUACGUAGUACAAUUCUUAGAUGUUUUACAAGUUGGAUCGCAGUGCAUGCUAUCCCUCUUGUACCUACGAGCGAUGUUAUUGUAUAUACACUUCAAAUACUUGGAAAUCAUUCGGCCCUAUCUUCACUACAUGAACCAGCUGCAGAUUGCAUAUGCGUCAUUCUACAAGUCCUAGAAGAAGAUAGUAAUAGCAACCGUGAUAACAAUAGCGAAUCAACUAUACAGUUACAACAACUGCAACUGUGGCUUUUUACUAGUGUAGUAGCUUUGGAACAACCUUACCACUUAUCUGUUGCAUGCGAAGAUAUGGACAAGUCGAUAAAUUAUUGCCGAAUUUUUACGGAAUUAGCUGAAACCUUUUUAGAAACAAUUAUAAAUGGCUGUGUCGGAGGAAAGCAACAUUAUGCGAUUAAGAUUCUGGACCUUGUUUUAGUAUGUGUUGGCCAUCACGACUACGAGGUGGCACAAAUAACAUUUAAUCUGUGGUAUCGCUUAUCCGAAAUUCUUCAUCAAAGAAAUAGCGAUGACCUCAAUGCUGUAUUUCGACCUCACAUUGAGAGAUUAAUCGGAGCUCUCUGCAGACACUGUCAAAUGGAACCAGACCAUCUGGGUCUAGUAGAGGAGGGUGCUGGCGGAGAAGAAUUCGCUGAUUUUAGAAAUCGGGUAUCGGAGUUAAUAAAAGAUGUCGUCUUUGUUGUUGGAAGCAGCCACUGUUUCCGACAAAUGUUUUCUUCUCUAACGGGUGGCCCAAGCCCACAGGGGCAACCUAAUCAUGUACCUACGUGGGACUCGACUGAAGCUGCAUUGUUUGUAAUGCAAGCAGUUGCAAAAAAUAUUUUACCAAAAGAAAAUGACGUAGUUCCAAAAGUAGUAGAAGCUAUCUUAAAUUUACCUGAGAAUACACACAUAGCUGUUCGUCAUACGAGUAUUCUUUUAUUAGGAGAACUCUGUGAAUGGAUAGAUAAUCAUCCGCAAUCUCUAGAACCUGUUUUAAAUUUCCUCCUGACCUGCCUAAGUCAAAAAGGGUUAGGAAGUGCGGCUUGCGGUGCAUUAUUGAGUAUAUGCACAGCUUGUCCUUUACACAUGGCCUCUCAUUUCCCAGGAUUGUUACAAAUUGCACGUUCCCUCGACAGUUUCGCCAUCAGCAAUGACGCAGCCAUUGGUUUAUUGAAGGGCGUAGCAAUAAUCAUGUCUAGCUUACCGCGCGAUGAAAUUACUCAAGCAAUGAAAGAAUUAUGUUGGUUCCAAGCUAGGCCGCUCUGUGAAAUCAUGGAACGUAGAAUUCCAAUUGAAACAGGAACAAAGACUGAUCCUUUGAUAUGGCUAGAUAGAUUAGCUGCUAUAUUUAGACAUACCGACCUUCGAAUCGAUGAUCCUAACGAACCUCAUCCUUGUCAGAGCGCCGUUACCGAAAUGUGGCCGAUACUGUCGAAUGUAUGUACAACAUAUCAACAGGAUGCGAAAGUGAUGGAAAGAUGCUGUCGCUGUUUGAGAUUUGCUGUGCGUUGCGUAGGAAAACAUUCCGCCCAUCUUCUCGAACCGCUCGUCAAACAGAUUGUGCAAUUAUAUUCGGCGCAUCAACACAGUUGUUUUUUAUAUCUUGGAUCAAUAUUAGUUGAUGAAUACGCUAUCGAUCCGGAAUGCGUUUCUGGUUUAUUAGCAAUGUUAGAAGCAUUUAUCGGGCCUACCUUUAAUCUUCUCCAACAACAGGACGGAUUAAAAAAUCAUCCAGACACGGUGGACGAUCUUUUUAGACUAUGUGCCAGAUUCUUACGAAGGGCUCCCAUCCCUUUCUUACACUCCGCUAUGAUAGGUAGUAUAAUCGACUGUGCCUUAAUGGCCUGCAGUUUAGACCAUAGGGACGCAAAUGUUUCUGUAAUGAAAUUCUUUUACGAUCUUUUCCAUUGCGGCCGUAACAACGAGAAUCGAAGCGACUAUUCAAUACGACGGGAAUUGGUACAGCGCAUGUUGAGGGAGAAAGGACAAACUUUAGUGAUGAGACUGCUACAUGCGUCAGUCUUCUCAUUAUCCUCUUACAUGCUGUCCGAUGUGGCAGAUGUUUUCGUCGAAUUAUCCCUAUCUAAUAGAGAAUUGCUGUCGAAGUGUCUAGAAGAAGCCAUUAAAACGAUGCCAUCGCAAAACGCGGGUGGUUCUCCAACAGCUCAACCGGAGCAACUAUUUGAUUUUCAUAGUACGGUUACAAGGGCGGAAACAGCAAAGCCCGUGAAUGUGGCCUUACGAAAUUUUGCACGUUUAUAUCGUUGAUAUAGUCUGACGUAAAGCUGACGAAAAACGUUAAAAUUAAAUGAACACCGAAAAUCUUCCAGGAUCCUUCAUUUAGACAACAAUCUUGAAGGUGUUUAAUAAAACAAGAUUAUCUUAAAAUGGUGAGUUCAUGCUGUAUAAACGUAUUUGACAGAACUUUUAAAUACAUUUUACUUGUUUACUAUCUACACAUUCCUUUGCAAAGUAUGUAAAAAACAAUAAAGAUAAGCUUACCUUUUUUUUUACAAAAUGUGAAAUAAAAUAAAAUGAAAUUCACGAUAAAAAAGUUCGAUUUUUUGUUGUGAACAGCUUCUUUUUUACCAGUAUCGUACAGGAUAUCUUUAGACGCUCUGCAUACUUUUUGGAUAAACUCUAUUAGUUAGUUUUGUGUAUAGCUUCGUCGCGUCUUGUUCCACAUUGUGGCUGAACCUACGAUACCCAUAGAAAGUGAUAGCUGGAUUACCUAUUAUAUUAGGUAGUAUACGUCUAGUCAGCCGUUUGCAAAUAAUUAACAUUAUGAAUACUUUGCAGAUAACGUGCAGGUAGUAAACAUUGGGAAAUCGGAACGAUUAUACCAUAUUUUUAUCAUUUCCAUCAUAUUUUAACGGACAUCCUUCCAACGGAAUGUUGUGAAAUUUCUUCGAGAAACGAUCGUGAACAUGCUAUUCGAUUCAUCGUGUUCUAUAAACGUAUUGGAUUGCGCAAGAUUAUACAAAGCUUUUACGACUUCAACUGUUCUGUCGCAGGGUAUCACUUUCGGUCGCUAUAUACAUAUAUAUAUAUAUAUAUAUAUAUAUAUAUAUAUUUUUUGUUCAUAACCAGAAUGCAAAUCAAUUAUGUAAAUGCGUUGAAAACCAGAUGUGCGAUCUGUACGAAUUUUUAAUUGACAUGAGAUACAGAGCUUGUUCACACUUGUGUACCUCCUUCGUGUGGCUUGCAAAGUCUAAUUUUAUAAUGAUCCAGAUCAUGCUUAAGGUUUACAGGAUGUGAUAUGUUACAUUUAUAUUACGAGGCAGAAUAUACGUGUGUCAUGUUUCCGCUAUACGAAUUACUAAUGCAUACUCGAAAGUGAAAUCCUUAAUAGACCUAAAUGUUGUUAAGACGUAAGUUGAUUCGUGCUCGGAUGUCGGAGGAAUAAUUUGACACGUAGCUAUAUCAUAGGUACCCAUACAUAUAUAAAUAUAUAUAUUAUAUAUAUAUAUAUAUAUAAACGGUUCGAUGACAGAGGAAUUUUAAAAUAGACACGGGAAGACGAGUUCUCCGAUCAAAAUUCACGGGAAGCGGAAUAAACGACAAAAUACACGCUCAGUUUACAUGAUAGCGAACUUUUAUUGUACAAAUAGUAUACGUAUGAGAGAGCGUGUAAUGUUUGACAGUGCGUUUUGUGUACAGAUAAUGUAUUAACGAGAAUAAGCAUUACGAUUGGUAAGGUUUUUAAUUGUAAGGAAGGUUGAGAAUGAUUAAACUGUACGAAUAUUUCGACGAGUAGCAUUAAUUUUAGCAUUUACGCUAAUGUUUUGCUUUAUAACGACAAAUUUACGUAUUUCAAAUAAAACGAUAUUUUUUACUGAAA